AUGGCAACAAUUACCGCAAAAAAACCAUGUGCUAAAUGUAGUAAAGGUAGUGGUGUCACUACAUGUGAUGGAUGUCAACAAUCAUUUUGUACGAAACAUUUUGUUGAACAUCGUCAUGAACUUUCUCAACAGAUGAACAAUAUUACUCAAGAACAUGGUUUACUUCGACGAGAUUUAUCGAAAGAAAGUCCAAAACAUCCAUUAUUAAAUCGUAUUGAUACAUGGGAACGUGAAUCAAUCAGUAAAAUACAAGCAGCAGCUGAAACAGCUCGAGUUGAUCUUCGACAAUUACUUGAUCGAACCCAGAAUGAUUUGAAAACAUCGGUAGAAAAACUAACUAAUGAACUUAAUUCAUGUCAACAAUCGGAUGACUUUACAGAAAAUGAUCUUAAACGAUGGAGUGAACAACUAAAAGAAUUGCGUAAAAAUCUUGAUACUCCAUCAGCUAUAUUUAUUGUUAAUGAUGAUGAUAUGAAAUCAUCUAUUCGUUUAAUUCGAGUUUGUGACAAACAACAAAAACAACAAAUUCAACGUCCUUGUACUCCUGUAAUUCGAACACUCGAACAUCGUAUUCAUAGUGUGAAAGACUCUGUUUGUAGCAUUAAUGAAAAAUUUGGAGACAUUGACGGAAAGGCUACUUUAUCUGAAGAUAAUCUUAUUGUUACUUGUUGUUUAGCAUCUAUAUUAACACAACCAAUUAUUUAUGGUGUUAAUCGAUAUUCUACUGGAAAACAUCAAAUUCGUUUUCGCAUUGAGAAAAUGGGAGAUUUACGUUUAUUUUUUGGAAUUAUUCGAUCAUUAGAAAAUAUUAGUAGAUCAAGUCAAGCUCAGAAUAAUAAUAAUUCUCUUUAUGGUUGGUGGGAUCUUAAUGAAGCUAUUAUAAAUGGAAAAGUACAAACAACUAAAUAUAGAAAUAUCGUAUCAUCAGGUGAUGAACUUACAUUAAUAUUAGAUUGUGACAAUAAACAAAUUCAAUUACAACAUCAUCGAACAAAAAGAUUAGCACAACUUUUAAUCGAUCUUAAUAAAUGUCCAUUUCCGUGGAAAAUAGUCAUAAGACUUCAAUCAGCCGGUGAUUGUGUACGUAUUCUUCAGUAA
Rotaria sp. Silwood1 is the source of this 1098-nucleotide messenger RNA. The record is from the annotation of a GenBank genome assembly. Lineage: Eukaryota; Metazoa; Rotifera; Eurotatoria; Philodinida; Philodinidae.